AUGAAUAAUACCUAUCAGGGCGUACAGCUGCAACUUGAGAAUGCACGCUCUCUUGUGGCCAUGAAAAUGGAGCAAAUAGGUCUAGGGAUAUAUACUGAUAUUAUAGUUCGGGUUUCAGAGGCCCUUGAGCAGGCUGAAAAAGGUGACCCAGAUCUCUCCAAUCUUUUGCUUUUAGCGAAAUAUGAACUCGUUGAUCAAGUAAGAAAAAAUCCACAGUACUUCUACUUCAUAGAAGCGCUAGGAGAGCUUAUUCAUGAUCAGGCUGUAUCACUAGGUCCAAUUCAAAUUGUACAAUCUUCUGCACCUAUUUCAUCAAAGCCGCCACCAGUAAGAUCUUCCAGGCCUAUGCCUCAUCGAAAGGGGAUGCGUAAGCAUUCAUCCUUGCAGGCAUCCAAGGCGGGCUCUUCAAAGACCGAUGGCCCUCGCCCACCAGAUGUCAGGCAAAAAGCACCUAUACCGAGCACGCGAGCAAAAAAUCACAUGCCUCUGCGACAGCAAUCUGUUGCACCGGCUUCUACACCUACGUUGAAGACACCAGACCGGCGAUUUGACGCACUUUCGGCUACCAGUUUGGGGCUUUCACAGGAACACUUCAGUAAGAUGGCCUCGACACGAGUAUGUUUACUUGCUGCCAACCGAAUUCGCGUUGCUGGCAUGAACGGAGUUAAGCGAGAGCUGAGGAGAGUGAUAGAAUACCCUAUUAAGAUCCCAAAAAUCUUCCGCCACAACGUCUGGCCCACAACAGGGCUACUUCUUUACGGACCAGCAGGUACUGGCAAAACCUUAAUAGCAUCAUCCGUGGCUACCCAAGCAGGGUACAACUUCUUCAAUGUGGCUAUCUCUGAUAUCGUAAGCAAGUGGAAGGGAGAGGCCGUACUAUGUGUUCGUGCACUCUAUACGAUUGCACGGGCAUGCGCACCAAGUGUGGUAUUCAUAGAUGAGAUCGAUGCUCUUGUGUGUGGCGAUAGUAGGACAACCGAUGAGACCUCUGUUCAGAUACGAACAGAACUUCAGACCCAACUGGAUGGGUUUCAGCACAAGAUAUCCGACUCCAUAGAAGGUGAUUUGUCUUUCAAUCCAGAAUCCCUGGUUAUUACUAUUGGAGCCACAAAUUUCCCGUGGAAGCUAGAUGGUCCUAUUCUUCGAAGAUUUACCAACCGGGUAUACAUUGGUUUGCCCGAUGAAGCAACCGUUAAAGAGCUACUAACUAUGUGUGUUGACUUUGAUCGUCAAGAUCCAGACGUAACGAUUGACUGGCUUAUACCCAGAUUGGCUGGCUUCAGUAGCGCUGAAAUUAGUGCCAUUGCCAGCCGUGCCCAGCUAUUGUCAUAUGAAGAAGCGUUUUCAGAGGUAGCAUCUACCAUAGAGCUAGUCGAGAAUAAUCAAACAAUAGUGUUAAAAAACAUACUAACCACUCAAAAGCACUGGGACCUAGUCAUAUCAGACACCAAGCGAGUGGUCUCUCUAAAUGACAUUAAGAGGUAUGAAGACUGGCAGGCUGAAUAG
Molecule: messenger RNA, 1506 nt
Organism: Giardia duodenalis
Lineage: Eukaryota; Fornicata; Diplomonadida; Hexamitidae
Product: P60 katanin
Exons: 1
Coding region: 1-1506 (501 amino acids)
Molecular function (GO): ATP hydrolysis activity; ATP binding
Source: RefSeq, a predicted model, not a curated record